This is a messenger RNA of Suillus subaureus, 991 nucleotides long. Its product is annotated as NAD(P)-binding protein. The transcript is spliced from 9 exons. The record is from RefSeq and is a predicted model, not a curated record. Gene Ontology annotation, molecular function: oxidoreductase activity, acting on the CH-OH group of donors, NAD or NADP as acceptor. NCBI's taxonomy places the organism in Eukaryota, Fungi, Basidiomycota, Agaricomycetes, Boletales, Suillaceae. The coding region runs from base 45 to 920 and encodes 291 amino acids.
GCAAUUGUUGACGUAGCACCCACUGACAUCCCAACGAUAUACUUAUGGCAAACCGUCUCGCACAGGUGUCUGGUCACCUCAGCAAUGCACAUGGACGUGGGCUUCUCUCAGGAGAGGUAGCUAUCAUCACUGGUGGCGGACAGGGUAUCGGGCGCAGCGCAGCGCUGCUGUUUGCAAAGGAAGGUGCCAGGGUUGUGGUUAGCGAUAUUGACGCCAAUAAGGCUGCGGCUGUAGUGGACGAGAUCAAGGCUGCAGGUGGCGACGCAAUAUCUGUCGCGGGAGAUGUCGGCGCAGACGACUUCCCACAAAAAAUCGUGGACGCAACUGUAAAGCAGUAUGGCAAGAUCAAUCACAUCGUGAACAACGCUGGUUUCACACACGACAAGAUGAUUCACACCAUGCCGGACGAGACGUACGACAUCAUCAUGAAAAUCCACGUCCGUGCACCAUUCCGCCUCAUUCGUGCUGCUGCACCUUAUUUCCGAGUCAAGAGCAAUCCGGCGGAAAAUCGUUCUAUCGUUAACGUCUCUUCGACUUCCGGUCUGCAUGGAAAUGUUGGCCAAGCAAAUUAUGCUGCUGCAAAGUCUGCAGUUGUAGGUCUCACUAAGACUAUUGCAAAGGAGUGGGGACCAUUUGGUGUUCGUGCGAAUACCAUUGCAUAUGGCCUCGUGCACACUCGGUUGACCGCGGCAAAAGAGGACGGUGCAACUAUUGAGAUUGACGGCCAAAAGGUUGCACUGGGCAUUCCUGGAGCAAAGCAGCGCGCUGCUGCUCAGAACGUUAAUGCUUUUGUGGAUAUUCCUCUACAAAGAGGUGCUACCCCUGAUGAGGCAGCCGCAGGGAUGCUUUUCCUUGCCUCACCGCUUGCGUCAUACGUGACUGGCCAUACGCUGGAGGUAACGGGCGGACGAGGAAUCUAAUGUCGCAUUUUUAUUUCAUGGCCAACUAUCUGCUAUGCAGUCAUGAUUAUCCAACAUUUUUUCAUUGCUAG